Molecule: messenger RNA, 939 nt
Organism: Plasmodium yoelii
Lineage: Eukaryota; Apicomplexa; Aconoidasida; Haemosporida; Plasmodiidae
Product: PIR protein
Exons: 3
Coding region: 1-939 (312 amino acids)
Source: RefSeq, a predicted model, not a curated record
AUGGGCGUUAAUCUGUGUGAUGCACUUGAAUUAUGCGAUAAUGGUCUUGUCUUCGAUCAAAAAUCUCAAAAUUAUACGUUUGGUGGAAGUUAUACCAAUAUGUAUUGUCCUGAUAAUAAGUGUGAUAAUGAUGAUAACAAAAAAAUUAGUUCUGCUUUUAUAGGAUUGCUAGGUUUCUGUAAGGAUUAUGAUGAUAUUAAAAAUUUAGAGAGUGAUAAAAAUGCUGAAUACGCUAUUUUAUGGUUAGGUCACAAACUGAAUCAAAAAACAGAUGAUGGAACCACCACAUUAAAGGAUUUUUAUAAUAAUCAUAUAGAAACAAAUAGUCAUUAUAAUCAGAAAACAUUUGGUGAUAGUGCUAAUAAUAAUAUUAAGAUAGAUGUUAUAGAUGCAAAAAUAAAAUCGAUGAAUAUGAAUAUUAAAGAUAUAUCAAAUUUUUAUGAUGCAUUUAAAUUAUUAUGUAAGAUGAAUAAAGAAAUUGGUACAAAAAAAAUCCAAUGCAAUACAUGUUUAAAAAAUGCUGGAGAAUUUUAUGAAAAAUGUGAAAAAGUUAAAAAUAUUUUUGAUAUUAAUAAAGGAAGUUCUUAUUUACAACUAUUGUCUAGUUUAUUAAAAGAUUAUGACAAAUUUAAAGAGAAAUAUAAAAAGGAUGUAUGUAAUGAUAUCGAAUUCCUUGUAACUUGUCCACGAAGUUCAGUGACAAAAAGUCAAGCGACAAAAAGUCCAGUGAUAGAAUGUCCAGUGAUAGAAUGUCCAGUGAUAGAUUGUCCAGUGACAAAUUGUCCAAUGACAAAAAAUACACUAAUUACAAUUGCAAUUAUAUUUGUUGCAGCAUCAAUUUUAUUGGGAAUUUCUUAUAAGUAUUCGUUAUUUGGUUUUCGAAAACGAUUUCAAAAACAACAUUUAAAAGAAAAGCUAAAAAAGCAAAGAAGAAACUGA